Messenger RNA from Leucoraja erinaceus (little skate), 3770 nucleotides. It is a transcript of the gene psd3l, whose product is annotated as pleckstrin and Sec7 domain containing 3, like. Gene Ontology annotation, biological process: regulation of ARF protein signal transduction. Gene Ontology annotation, molecular function: guanyl-nucleotide exchange factor activity. The coding region runs from base 328 to 3381 and encodes 1017 amino acids. The transcript has 13 exons. NCBI's taxonomy places the organism in Eukaryota, Metazoa, Chordata, Chondrichthyes, Rajiformes, Rajidae. The record is from RefSeq and is a predicted model, not a curated record.
CAAGGAUCCUGUGUCCGAAUGAGUGAGGAACACAGGCUGAAGAGUGCAGCCCUGCCUGCGCCGGAUACCUUUUUAUUUUCUCGCGGUUUGUUCUGCGUCCGCGUUUUAUUAAUGGGAACUUGCAAUUUGAUUGUAGUAAGCCUGGAAUAUCUGAAACUCCACAGGAGCUCCUGAAAAUAUACACAGCAGACAAGAGAGGGCAGCCGGGAAUUGGCAAGAGUUUGUUCUUCAGGAAGAAACAAGGAGUUUUGUUCAAAUCGGUUACCAUAUUCCUCAAAAAUGGAAAUCUUCCCUUCCACUGAGGCUGGCUAAUGAUGUGAGUAGGAAAUGGCUGAGAAGCAAGUCAAGACUUCUUUCCUUUUCGUCCGGCUGCAAUCCCCGUCCAGCGGGGCUGGGCAGGCGAAGGGGCGAUGCAUCCAGGGCAAGCCCGGCUCCGAGCGGCUUGCUGCGGCCAUAGACACCGGGGGCGUGGCUGGCAGCUGCCACGACAACCGCAAACAGUCCUGCCAAGCCUUGUGCGCUCAGGGGCGACCUGAGGUCGAGGUGGGGCGCCGCUGGACAGAUGUUGGCAGCUGCGGACCGAGCGCUUGCACACCCGGCGGUGCAUGCAAACCGGGCGCAAGGCGAAGCUUGUCUCCCUCGGCCGCUUCCCCCGCCGGUAAGACGGGCAACUUCCUGGAUGCGGUGACUGUGCAGAAGGGUGCACCGUGGAGCAGAGAGAGUGCAGGCUCGGAGCUAGCAGCCGGCAGGGUGCAGCUGCAGCAGUGUGCAGCCGGCUUCUGCAACGCGCUCACCUCGCGUCAUGCGUCCAGCUCCGGGAACGACGGGUUCCGAUGGGAAGUAGAAGUCAGCAAGCCCAAAGUGGUAGAGUCGCCCACCUUCAGCAAACCUCCCCUCUCGGCGAAUCAACCAUUUAGUUCUGGGGUGGUGGAUUGGUCACGAAGAUCAGGUGGCAUUCAGGAAAGGACAUGCCACCCGUACAACCCAGCUCCCAGCCUCUCCACAACCACCCUCUCCUCUCCCACGAGUCCCAACACGUUGCAAAAGACUGAGACAUUUGUCUGGAUCAACAAGACGUCGCCACACGCGCAGAGUGUCGCAAAGGCUAAAUAUCAAUUUUUAUUUGGAACACCUCCAGAAGACAACUCUUUGGAAAGGGGUUGUUUCCAGUCAUCGAGAGAGAAUAGUUGCAUGAACUCCAGAUUUCCCUCGGAGCUGAGGUCCAGGGAGGCCGAGGACCGGAUUUGUGUGCCGGGGUUGGAUGUCAGGUUGUGGGAGCCGGACGUGCUGGUACUGGACGGCAGGGAGGAGAGGCGGCAUCCCACGAGCGAGCCGGCGCCAGGAUGCUCCGGCAUUCCCAGCAGCGCGGCGCUGAUGACGGCAUUCUCCGGCUCGGGACAUGCGAAGACUGACCCGGGAGAGCCGAAGGCCGACCGUGGUGCGGAGAGAACGGCCGUGAGAGGGAUCGCCGAGCUGCUGGUCAGCACGACCAAGGUGGCCACGGCGGCCAUGUUUGGCAUUGCCCGCAGCCAGCAGGCCGAGCUGUUGCCAAUGGACCAGGGGACGGUGGCUUUGGGGGAGAGCGAGCUCGUGAAGCCAUUGACGGACGAGAGGGGCCGGCAGGAGUUGGCCGGAGGCGACAAGGAGACAGCACAGACUCCAUCCUUGACCCACAAAGACAUUGGCCUGGUGGUGAUGGUGAUGGAGGAACCAGGCGGCCAAUCUCUCCCGCAACUGGGGGCCGUGGCGGAGAAAUCCAGAGACCUACGGCCAACGAAAGACAGACCGUUGGCGCCGGCGUUGGUGAGCAAACCCGCCGAGUCUGUGGACGUCAGCCCACGGCUGGGCCGACCUAGCAAUAAGGACAAAGGGCAAGAAGGCCAGUUCAGAAACAGUGCAACUUCCAGGGACGGUGAGAAAGACCCCUUGAGUCCAGUUCAGUUGGAGAUGAAAAGUGACGAUGAUGACGAAGUCUUUGUGAGCGCUAGAGAGAGUGAAGAGAGUUUAUCAAGUGAACCCUCCAAGGAAAACAAAUCAGCAAAUUUACCGAUGGUGACAGCAAUGAAGGAGACCGAGUUUGAAUAUUCGUGGACCUCGCAGAGUGAGGUGACCGACAUCUUCAGCUCGCAGUUUGAACAUAUCAUGGAGUGCCAGCAAAUGAGAGGCACCUCGUACAACAGCCUGGACUCACUGGACAUGUCUUCCACUGACGAGAGCGAGCGUGGCUUCAGCUUUGACAUGCCCCUCACCCCCUUGAUUCAGCAGCGGAUCAAGGAAGGUAGCAGUCAGUUCCUGGAGGACGGGCUCUCGGAGACUUCCCCUGGGGGCAAAGCAUCUCAUUGCUACUUUACAGACUUAAACGGGACUUCAGAGAGCAGCACAGAGGAGUCAACAAACAGCAGCGUGUCGGACAAUGCAUUCCACAAAUAUUCUCUGAGUUCCCUGGCAAACGGAGCACCUCACCAUUUGGAUAUGCACGAUGAGAAGGCACGUACUACCUCAAGUGACUGUGGCCUGAAAGAAAUGCGUACUGAUGGGGCCCUUGAAAUGUGCAGCAUGGAGCAGCCAUCGCUCCAAAGUGGUAUGGACCUGGUAACCAAUGGCAAUAAGAGUGACCUGGAAGCAGCCAAGAGGUUGGCCAAGCGACUGUACAAUCUAGAAGGGUUCAAGCGAUCGGAUGUUGCUCGACACCUGGGUAAAAAUAAUGACUUCAGCAAGUUAGUAGCAGAAGAAUACCUCAAAUUUUUUGACUUCACUGGGUUGACCUUGGACCAGUCCCUAAGAUUUUUCUUGAAAGCAUUUGCACUAAUGGGAGAGACUCAGGAACGGGAGCGGGUUCUGAUCCACUUCUCCAACAGAUAUUAUCAGUGUAACCGGUGCUCUAUUCCUUCACAAGAUGGAGUCCAUUGCCUUACUUGUGCACUGAUGUUAUUGAAUACAGACCUCCAUGGCCAUAAUAUUGGGAAGAAGAUGACCUGUCAAGACUUCAUUAACAAUUUGGAUGGAUUGAACGGAGGGAAGGACUUUACAAAAGAGCUAUUAAAGGCGUUGUACAAUUCAAUCAAGAACGAAAAGCUGGAAUGGGCAAUAAAUGAAGAGGAGUUGAGGAAGUCUCUCUCCGAGCUUGCUAACAACAAGACAGAUAAUGCUGGAUCCAAGACCAGCAAUCGAAUUGGCUCCAGCACGAAUCCGUUCCUUGACAUUCCACAGGAUCCCAAUGCUAAAACAUACAAAGCUGGCUUUCUCUCACGAAAAAUUCAUGCAGAUAUGGAUGGAAAGAAAACUCCGAGGGGAAAAAGAGGUUGGAAGACAUUUUAUGCCGUGCUCAAAGGCAUGAUUCUUUACUUGCAGAAGGUAAAUGCACCUCCUUUCAUUCAGUAGAACCAUCCAAUAAAUAAAUGCCAAUAAAUCUGUGGCCUUGCAGCAAAUGUGUGGAAAUUCCUGGUUUUCCCCUGUAUACACUCAGCGAUGGAACAAAAAAGCAACUCGAGUAAAAUUCAAUACAAUGGACACACGGACUUCAGAUGCUGGAAUCCUGGGCAUGAAUUAAACACAAUAUGAUUAUCCCUGGAGACAUGUAAUGUACAAAAUAACAGCAUGAACUAGUUUGAUCACAGGCACAAUGUGCUGGAGAAACUCAGCAGGGCAGCAGCAUCUCAGGAGAACAUCGAUAAGUAAUGUUUCAGGUCAGGACCCUUCUUACGAGUCUGGAUUGUAAAACAGCAUCAGCAGUUCCUUGUUUCUAAACUAGUUCAAUCAAUUAGGUUUAA